UAGUUUGCUAACACCUGAUCUAUAGCAUCUGGACCCACAGAUUGAAACAUAGUGGGCAGAAUGGUCCCCAGGCCACAGUAAGAAACCAAGCGUAUAAAGGUUUGGCAUGAGAGAAUUCCAUUCUGGUUCACAAAGAAAUUAGAGCAUACAUUUCUGCCAUCCAGAGAAGCCUGUGUAGCUGGGCUACCUGAAAAAAGCUACUGGCCUGCCCUGCAGUCCUCUAUUUCUUAUGCUGUGGGCUCUGGAAGGCAGGGACUGACGGGAGUUGCUUAGGCAUUUCAGAAAGUCAUUCUGGCACCCUCAGAACACUCAUGGGAUUUUCUGCAGCAAGAGCCCUGUCUGGUCCAUAUCUUGGCAGCUUAGGGCUCCCUGGGUUUUCUUUGUCGGGCCUUGGUAUUUCUCAAGUGGAGGGAAAGACAAUAAACAUUGAAAGCAAGAGUACAGCAGAGUCAUUUUCAUAGCCUCUCAUGGUUUCUACUAUAGGAGAAAAAUGGGACUUGGGCUGCUCACAGGCAGGAUAAUCAACACCUGACUCACUGGAAGCAUCGCUAAUCUGCCUCCUCCAGAGGAAAGCUGUGCUGUCCCCUUGUCAGCAGGGCAGUUGCAUGAAUUGGUACUCCCUGAGCCCAGCUUUGAGAUGCUCUUUGUGUCCCACCCAUGAAUUGACAGUGAGUAGGGCCUGGGCCUUCUGCCCUCCCCCACCAAAGUGGUAUCUGGCACCAAUUCUGGCCCAGUCAUUUGUGAUCCAUGGCUCUUGUGAUAUGCCGAAGAUUUCCAGGCAGUUUCUGUGGAAUGCCUUCUCCUCCAGCUCUAAUCAAGAACCAUGUAAACAAGAAAUUGCUUGGUCAAACCAGUGAGGACUGUGUUCUGACUGCCAAAAUGAUCAGUUCUGACACCAGAAUGGCAGCCACUCUCAAGCUGUUAAAACCUUUAAGAUAUCGAGCUUUUUGCAAUCCUUUUACCUACAUUGCAACCCAAAGUGUGGCAUGUUGGAAUAUGAGAAGCUGCACAUGGCGCAAAGGACAGGACUCUCCAGAAAACAGCCUCUGCCAUCCUGCCAAAAAAGUUAACAUUUGUAGCACUUCUGCUUCUGGGAGAAUUCUGACAAUUAGCAGUACCCUCCCCGGUUUGGAAUUCAGCAGGGCUUCUGCCUCUAAGGCCAGCACGUUGAAGCCGGGCUCACCCAGGGCCAUGAGAGUUGAUGAAGAGGAUGUAGAAACUUUUGAUUCCUUUGAAGACCCUCGAGUUUUCCUACAGCUAAGACCAGAAUACCAGCUUCACAGCUAUAACAGGUCUGAGACUUGUCAGCCCCUGUCUGUUUCAGAAGGUGAACUAAUUUUGCACAAAGUCACAGUUUAUCAAGAUAAUCUCCAGCCUCAAAUUAUUGCUGACUAUUUUUGUAAGCUGAGCUCUUUGCCUGCAGAGCAGCAUCCUGUUUUGCUGUCCAGUGCCAGCUUUGCUCUGCUCUGCCAGCUGAGUGUGAAAAACAUAAAUCUCUUUGAUGCCCCAGAUCUGAUCAGUAUUUUGAAAGCCUUUGUCAGUUUAGGAAUUCCUCAUUCCCAUUCAAUGCUAGAUGUGUUUGAAACCAAAUUUUGCCAUAAGGUAUGGGAGGUGAGUCUGGAUCAACUUCUCUUGGUGGCUGACCUCUGGCGGUACUUGGGCCGCAGAGUACCUCGGUUUUUAAAAAUCUUUUUUAGUUAUCUUAAUUUGCACUGGAAAGAGCUAUCCUUGUCCCAGCUGAUUCACUUAAUUUAUAUUAUAGGUGAAAGUCGUCAGGCACCCCAGGACCUAAUGAAAAAAUUGGAAUCAUUAAUCCUCAAGUAUAUAGAUUUGAUUAAUUUAGAGGAGGUUGGUACAAUCUGUUUGGGGUUUUUUAAAUCUAGUAGUAGUCUCUCUGAAUUUGUCAUGCGGAAAAUUGGAGACCUGGCUUGUGCUGACAUGCAGCAUCUGAGUAGUUAUGCCUUAGUGAAUAUUCUUAAAAUGUUCCGUUUCACUCAUGUGGAUCACGUAAAUUUCAUGAAGCAGUUUGGACAGAUUGCUCCUCAGCGAAUUCCUUCCCUGGGAGUUCAAGGUGUCAUGCACCUGACUCUUGCCUGCUCGGCCUUACACAUCCUGGAUGAAGGAGUAAUGAAUGCUGUAGCUGCUUCUUUGCCUCCUAGGGUAGCAUACUGUCGAAGUAAAGAUGUUGCCAAGAUUCUGUGGUCAUUUGGAACUCUGAAUUAUAAGCCACCUAAUGCAGAAGAGUUUUAUUCUAGCCUGAUAAAUGAGAUUCACAGAAAGAUGCCUGAGUUCAACCGAUACCCAGAACACCUGCUCACCUGCCUGCUGGGCCUGGCAUUUUCUGAGUACUUUCCAAUAGAGCUCAUAGAUUUCGCUUUGAGUCCAGGGUUUGUCAGGUUAGCUCAAGAGAGAAGUAAGUUUGAGGUCACCAAGGAGCUUUAUACUCUUGAUGGUACAGUUGGCAUUGAGUGUCCACAUUACAGAGGCAAUCGUCUUAGUUCUCACCUUCAGCAAAAGGCAUUGGAAAUGCUGUGGAAUUUAGCAAGGAAGGAUAUGAACUCAAAGCCUGAAUUCCUAGAAGCUCUCUUUUUACUUGAGACCAUGUUGGGUGGGCCCCAGUAUGUCAAACACCAUAUGAUUUUGCCUCAUACCCGAUCUUCUGAUUUAGAGGUUCAGCUUGAUGGUAACAUGAAGCCAUUACCUUUUAACAGAGAAGCCACACCAACUGAAGAUGUAGCCAAAUUAAGGCUUAAGCAUGUGGGAAUCAGCCUUACAGAUGAUUUGAUGAAUCAGCUACUAAAAGGGAAAUCAGGAGGGCAUUUGCAGGGGGAAACUGAGUCAGACAGUGGGCAGCAGCCCAUGAAAUUAGAGGAGGAGGCGGCCAUACCUAUGGGGGGCUCCCUUUUCAAUACGGCAGACAGAUUGGAGGCCAUGGAGAUGGCUGGCCUGUGUCCCCCGGCCUGCAGGCAGGUCCCACAAGUGAAGCUGGCUAUUCAGUUAACAAACAAGAACCAGUAUUGCUAUGGUUCCAGGGAUCUGCUUGGACUACAUAAUAUGAAGAGGCGGCAGCUGAAUCAGCUUGGAUACCAUGUGGUGGAGUUAUCUCACUGGGAAUGGCUCCCACUACUGAAACGAACUCGCUUAGAAAAGCUGGCCUUUCUCCAUGAGAAAGUGUUCACCUCUGCUCUCUGAAGGGCCUUCAGGGUCAUUUCUAGUCAUAAAUGCUGUAGAUGUGCACUGUGCCAGGUGUUGUGAAACAGUUAUAAAAGCCAGAAUGUAGAUUUGGUAAUAAAAUCAUCUGUUGAGGAGACUUGGUUGUGUUCUUGUCUGUGGCAGAUAGAAGCUAGCAUGCGUUAGUUACUGUGAAUUAAUUGUAACCUGGUUCAGUUGUAUAAGUUUCUGUUAAUUUGUGCAGGUAAAUAAUAAACAUCUUAAAAUGUCUUAUGGUCAAGUAACUCCU
Molecule: messenger RNA, 3460 nt
Organism: Globicephala melas (long-finned pilot whale)
Lineage: Eukaryota; Metazoa; Chordata; Mammalia; Artiodactyla; Delphinidae
Gene: FASTKD5
Product: FAST kinase domains 5
Biological process (GO): mitochondrial RNA processing; regulation of mitochondrial mRNA stability
Cellular component (GO): mitochondrial matrix; ribonucleoprotein granule
Molecular function (GO): RNA binding
Source: RefSeq, a predicted model, not a curated record